AUGGCAGAUGCUUCAGAACUAUGGCACGCGGUCCAAUCCUCUGGGCUUUCCGCAGCACUGCUCGCUAUUACCAUCAUUUUCACUCCACUCUGCGCCUCUGUUGUUAGUUUGAGGAUCUGGGUCAGGCUGGCUUCUCACUGCUUUGGACUCGAAGAUUGGCUAAUGUGCAUUGGCGCCACACUCAAUUUGGUGCAUAAUGGGGUCGUCAUCUGGGGAACAUUCACAGGUGUUGGCACUCCAGAUUCGAAAUUAAACAUAGCGAUAAUGAUUGAAGGUGCGAAGAGUGUACCAUUUUGGCAAAUCUUUUAUAUCAGUGGCUCUCUUUUUAUCAAAACAUCGAUUUGUGUCCAGCUCUUGCGCAUAGCAAGCAAUAAGCUGUGCAAGAUAUUCCUCUGGUGCCUCAUAGCUCUCACCGUCCUUAUUACAAUGGCAGCGAUGAUAGUGGGCCUAAUUAGAUGCCAACCUCUGGCAGCAUCAUGGGAUCCAAGCCUGGGAACUUGCAUUAACCAGAGCAGUCUGGUGAUAUUAACAUAUGUCGUCUCUGGAAUGAACAUUCUUAUUGACUGGUCAGUGGCCAUUAUGCCAGUAAUCAUUCUAUGGGAUGUCCAGAUGCACAGAACUUUGAAAAUCAUGGCAAACUUGGUUAUGGGAAUUGGAGCGCUAGCUUCAGUGGCAACAAUCGUUCGACUCCCCUACUCUGCUGCGUAUUCCAAACCAGCCAACCAACUCUAUAGCAUUGGCAAUAUUAUCCUCUGGACGGUUGUUGAGUGUAGUCUGGGAAUCAUUGCCGGUUCAAUGCCUAUGCUCCGGAAGCUAUUCAAAUCUCUGCGCAAAGAUGACAGUUCUUAUAAUGUAGAUUCUAAUGAUAUCAAUCUUGUAACUAUUGGACGAAUUCGGGGCAAGCAUCAUCAUAUCUAUGAUGGGGAUCUCAGAGCGACUAUUGCAGCCGGAGAUGACCGAGAGAGUGAUAGAGAUGAUGAGAGUACGAGGCGGAUAAUCAGAGUAACCAGGACAGUAGACCAGACGUCAGCGAUAGAGAUAAAGCCAGCUAAAUGA
This is a messenger RNA of Fusarium sp. VM40, 1056 nucleotides long. Lineage: Eukaryota; Fungi; Ascomycota; Sordariomycetes; Hypocreales; Nectriaceae. The record is from the annotation of a GenBank genome assembly.